Messenger RNA from Fusarium redolens, 1146 nucleotides. RefSeq lists its product as uncharacterized. Lineage: Eukaryota; Fungi; Ascomycota; Sordariomycetes; Hypocreales; Nectriaceae. Bases 312 to 1070 code for a protein of 252 amino acids. The record is from RefSeq and is a predicted model, not a curated record. The transcript has 2 exons.
GCAAUAUCUCUUGUAUUGCUAUAAAACGGUUCUAAAUACACCUGUUUGAUGUUUUCAUCUGUUCUCUCAAUCGACAUCCAUCAGAUCACAAAUCUCCCCUUCCAAAUAUGGUAGCUCGACAUUCAGCCCAUCUCCACCCAUCAUCACUUUAUCCGCAUCAAGCUCACGUCCUACACAAAAUAGCCUGUCAAGCCAAAACCUUUCCAGAAUUAACCGUAAAAGUGACAACCGGUUAUUACUAUUAAUAUUUACCUCCAUUCUACGAACAAGAACUUGUCUCAGAACCACGCAAAAGGCGGAGUUUCCGCUGCAUGUUGUUCGGCUUCACCCGAUUACGUCAGGUUUGCCCCGCGAUUUCUGGUCAACAGCAUCGUUUAAGAAGAGCUAUAAAUACAUCGACGUGUCCCUUGAAGAUAAUCUCUGCAAUCCCUAGAAUUACUACAUAUUAUUUGGUUAAAGUGCAUAAAAUGGAAACUCCCUUCAAAUGGUCGGCGCCGCCUGGUAGUGAUAUCUGGAAACAACCUCCUUCUACUGACGUCUUCACUGCUCCCUUCACCACGCAUUCCAAGAAACCUCUGAAGCAGUUCAUCUCCGCAACUCUCACCUUCCGCACAAAAUACAUCCAUCAAUACGAUCAGGCCUGUCUUCUCCUAACCUUCACAAACCCCAACUCCCCCACGCCCCGCAAGUGGAUCAAAACCGGCAUCGAGCUAUACAACGAUCACCCGCGCUACUCAACCGUCACAUGCGAUCAAUGGGCAGAUUGGAGCGUUGAGAAAGUCGGCGCUGAAAAUGAAGCUGGCGUGAGAAAUGGUGAGAAGUGCGUUACUGUAAAGGUACAAAAGGUUCAGGAUGCGCUGGGUCUUUGUAUGUGGACGUAUAGGGUUGAUGAAGAUGGCGACAAGACACCGUUGAGACAGACGAAUUGGGUUUAUGGUGAUAAUGGUGGUGAGGGCUGGGAUUUAGAGGUUGCUGCUGCUGUCGCGAGACCUGAUCCGAAGAAGGAGAUCAAGGAGGAUCUUGAGGUUACCUUUGAGAAAUUUAAGGUUGAGUGGGAUGAAACCGCCUAAUAACAAACCUCAUUAUUUUUUAAGUAUAACAUCACAGACUUCACGUGCAAAGGAGCAUCAAUUGAGGUGGCCGAAU